AUGGCAACAACAGCUGCAGGCCCAUCUAUACCUCUUCAAACCACCACCGCCACUACUUCCACUACCUCUUGUUCUUCCCCUCACCAAGCCCUCUCCGUCGAUUUCUCCUGGAAAAAAUGGAAAUCACUCAUCACAACCCAAGACUCUUCCUCCUCCUCUUCAUCUCAACCCCUCUACACCGUCUCCUACAAAACCCUCUCUCCCAAUCUCGUCUUCAAAUCCGCGCUCGACAAAUCCGUCUUCGGCACCGGAACUCUUCAUCCCUUCUCCAUCGACUCCGACUGUUCGUUGCGCGAUCAACCCAUACAAUUAAAAGCCAUGAAACGUUUCAAGACAGAGUAUUCGCAUCUAUCCCGUACAUUUUCUCCCUCGAGCAAAGAACCGGUACAGAUGCUCUGGACGUCAUCCUCGGGUUGGAAAAAUUGGGAUUUCAUCUGUCUGGAUGCGUCUUCCAUGCCGGUUGCGAAAUUUUCGGCGAAUACGAUGAGUCUCAAGAAUGUGGGACGGAUUGAAUUUUUGGGAGAGGAGGUGAUAGGGAAUGAAGCAUUCAAAGAGGAGAUUGUAGUGGUGGGGAUGACGUUGAUGUAUACGAUGGUUUUGAGAUCGACUAGUUUUUUGAGUCUUUUUGGAGCAUUGUUUGCGAAACCUGGGAGGAAGGAGAUGGAGGAGGAGGGGAAAGGGGGGCAGGCGAACGAUGGAAAGGUACAUGGGGAUUAG
This is a messenger RNA of Botrytis fragariae, 717 nucleotides long. RefSeq lists its product as uncharacterized. The record is from RefSeq and is a predicted model, not a curated record. The transcript has a single exon. The coding region runs from base 1 to 717 and encodes 238 amino acids. Lineage: Eukaryota; Fungi; Ascomycota; Leotiomycetes; Helotiales; Sclerotiniaceae.